AUGCCGGAGAGUCCCGGAGCAACUGCAUCAGACCAAAGUGUAACCCUCGAGUGCAAGUUCUGCCAGGCUUUCCUCGAGGCAGCCGAGGAAGUGAGAACCCUCAACGAAAAGAAACUAGCUGCCCCUUCAGAGUACACUCGAGAGCGCCGAACUUGGAAGCUUGAAGCCGCCGAGGUAUACAAUGGAUGCCAAGUUCAUCUCGGCUUCCCGGAGGCCCUUCUAAAACUAAACGUCGACUUGAAUGCUAUGGACUACUCGAUAAAGAAUCACACAGGCGUUCAGUUAUCCAUUCUGCGAGCGCCGCAGCUUCUGCUCAUCAACGAUCUCUCUCACAACCCCAGCAUUCCUCUAGAACGGCCCUUGGAUCAUUUCAUCGAUCCAGCUCUGAUACUCAAGUGGAAGCGAGACUGCAACAAGUAUCACGGAAGCAAGUGCCAGGACAAAAGCACGCGUCUCCGCCGUCCGCUCUCGUUUCUUAUUGAUACCAAGCAAAUGUGUCUUGUUGAGCCGGCAGACGGCAUGGAAUAUGUCGCUUUGAGCUACGUCUGGGGCCAAGCACCCAUGCUCAAGACAACUCGAGCCAAUAUAGACCUCCUACGACAGCAUCAUUCCCUAGAGCGGCUUGGGAGUCAGAUCCCGACCACCAUUAUGGAUUCCAUAAAGCUAGUGCCCUUACUGGAGGAGCGCUACCUAUGGAUCGAUUCCCUCUGCAUCAUCCAGGACGACCCAGUCUCUUGUGGUCAACAGAUCAACCAGAUGGCAGCCAUCUACGACAAUGCCACCCUCGUUCUGGUCGCAGUAGACGGACAAGACGCAGAAGCCGGUCUGCGUGGUCUGUCCCGGCCAAGGCUUCUUAAGCCUAUUCUCCAGUUAACACCCGAGACACGCUUCACUGUCAAAGGACUUCCGUACCGUGCUACAGCUCCUUGGACGACCCGUGGCUGGGCCUUUCAAGAGAGUAUCUUCGCGCGAAGAAAGAUCACAUUUUACGACAAUACUGUGAGGUGGACAUGCCAGUGCUGCACCUUUUCUGAAGACAUCGACGAGGCACCCGAUAAAGCAGGUUCAGCUCCCCUGCUGCAGGCUUAUGGUAACAGCCUUCAAACAUUCAAUGCACUUGAACUAUCCAGGGCUCCGAAUCUGCGCCUCUUUGCCGACCUGAUUUCCAUCUACAACCAACGAUCACUCACCUUUGAAGAGGAUGUAAUGAAUGCCAUUUCCAGUACAUUCAGCGUCAUGCAGCAAGCCUUCCCUCGCGGCUUCAUCUACGGGCUGCCCGUGUACUUCUUCGACACCUUUCUGGCGUGGCAUGCCUUGAACUGUGGUCUACGUCGCCGCAAGGGGGCGCGUCAGGAUACAGCUUGCCCGCCAAGCUGGACGUGGGCCGGGUGGAAAGGAAGACUGGCCGGAGGAGUCAGGAGGAGACUCAACCAACCCAACGCCAUAUCUCGAGUGAUACCGACACUCACAUGGUACACCAGUGAAACGCCAAAAUCGCCUGGGCGUCUCAUUCCAUCUCAGAAUGAUGCGUAUCAUUAUAAAACACGCUUCAUGGGGGAAAAGGAUAACCUCCCAAAAGGGUGGAAGUGGUGCCGUGGAGAUUACUACGAGCACAAGUCCUUCCCCAAGGUUGAAUUCAGGCACCCAGUCCCCAUAGGCGGUCCAGGGGACGAUCAAACCGAAGAAAUCUCGUACGGUCGAUAUCUCUGUGCAGAGACACAUCAGCAGGGUUGCAAAUUAUUAUUCUUACUUAAGAUUAUUAUAAUAUUAAUGGUAUCUUAA
Molecule: messenger RNA, 1782 nt
Organism: Fusarium vanettenii 77-13-4
Lineage: Eukaryota; Fungi; Ascomycota; Sordariomycetes; Hypocreales; Nectriaceae
Exons: 5
Coding region: 1-1782 (593 amino acids)
Source: RefSeq, a predicted model, not a curated record